Passer montanus (Eurasian tree sparrow) is the source of this 789-nucleotide messenger RNA. Its product is annotated as serine/threonine-protein phosphatase 4 regulatory subunit 3B-like. Gene Ontology annotation, cellular component: nucleoplasm; protein phosphatase 4 complex. The record is from RefSeq and is a predicted model, not a curated record. Lineage: Eukaryota; Metazoa; Chordata; Aves; Passeriformes; Passeridae. Gene Ontology annotation, molecular function: protein phosphatase activator activity. Gene Ontology annotation, biological process: DNA damage response; protein dephosphorylation.
AUGGGGCAGCUCCGGGCUGGGGCAGCGGCAGCCCCGGCACGGGAGGGGAGGCGGCUCCGCUGCGCCCGGCGGGACCCGGCGGCCGCCUCCGUCCCGCACCCACCUGCGGCCGGGCCGGGGACGGUGUCGGUGUCAAAGCCGGGGUCGGUGCCGGCGGCGGGGUCGGUGUCAGAUGCGGGGUCGGGCAUUACUUUUCCUAUAGAUGAUUAUCAAACAGCACAACUCCUGGUUUUAAUUUUGGAGCUGUUGAGUUUUUGUGUGACACAGCACAAGGAGCACAUGAGGGGUUACAUCCUCCACUGGGAUUUGCUAAGAGUCGUGCUCUUGAUCAAUUCCCAACACACAUUUCUGGCCUUGAGUGUUCUGCACUUCCUGAGGAAGAUCAUUGCCCUGAAGGAUGAGCUUUAUACCCAUUCCAUCACUCAGGGAAACCUCUUGGCACCCCUUUUGCAGGCUCUGCUGGACGAUGGAGCUACAUCCAACCUGCUCCACUGGGCUGUGCUGGAGCUCUUUGAACUCCUCAGACUGGAAGACUGUAAAUCCCUGGUUGCCCACAUCAUUGAGAACUUCUGUCCUGUACUGGAAUGCAUCACCUACGUGCAGGCAUUCCAGGGAUUGGAAAGAAAAUAUGAGAGAGACAAGCACCGGCAAAUGCAGAGUGUGCACAGGUAGGCCCCAGUCUCUGUGCUCGGAGCCUGGCAGGGACUGCCCUGUGGCAGGGCUGCCCCUUGGUUUUCUCUUUGCCAGAGGGCAUCAGGAGCAGGUGGCUGGCACUGGCCUUGGCUUUUC